This is a messenger RNA of Geodia barretti, 534 nucleotides long. The record is from the annotation of a GenBank genome assembly. NCBI's taxonomy places the organism in Eukaryota, Metazoa, Porifera, Demospongiae, Tetractinellida, Geodiidae.
AUGAUCGCAUACCACGACGAAGAAUGGGGUACGCCACUGCGGGAUGACCAGAAGCUGUUUGAGUACCUGCUGCUGGAUGGGGCGCAGGCCGGCCUGAGCUGGCAAACCAUCCUCCGGAAGCGGGCAGGAUACCGCAGGGCCUUCGACGACUUUGACCCAGACAGGAUAGCCCUCUACACCGACGCGGACAUGGAAAGGUUGCUGGCUGAAACGGCGAUAGUCCGCAACCGCCAGAAAAUCGCCGCUGCCAUAGGGAACGCCCGCGCGUUUCUCCAGAUUCAGGAGACUGAGUACAGCUUUGCCCAUUUCAUCUGGUCUUUCGUUGGCGGGGAGACGGUGGAUAAUGCCCGACCCGUGGGCAACGAUGUUCCGGCCACCUCCCCCGAAUCGGAAAGUAUGAGCAAGGAACUACGGCGGCGGGGCUUUCGAUUUGUAGGGCCCACCAUCUGCUACGCAUUCAUGCAGGCUGCAGGCUUGGUCAAUGACCACCUAACCUCAUGCUUCCGGUACAAUGAAAUCAGGGAAUUAUAUUAA